Arabidopsis arenosa is the source of this 1509-nucleotide messenger RNA. NCBI's taxonomy places the organism in Eukaryota, Viridiplantae, Streptophyta, Magnoliopsida, Brassicales, Brassicaceae. The record is from the annotation of a GenBank genome assembly.
AUGCUUUCCCUUUCCCCAAAUAUUCACAUUUCUCCUCUCACCGGAAAACUCUACACAGAUGUGGUGGCAAUGGCGGCGACGGCACUGGCCAUCCCCUCCCCUCCUUGUCCUCAUCUUUGCUGCUACUCUCCUCCCUUCCUCUUCCGCCAUUGAUUUUCUCUACAAUUCCUUCAGCUCCGCAACCAACAGAACCGACGUAAUCCUUAUCGAAGAUUCCCGCGUAGACUCCACCGUCAUCAGCCUCAUCAACGACUCCGAUCCGCUCUCUUUCGGCCGUGUUUUUUACCCGCAAAAGCUCUCAAUUAUACCCGAUCCAACACGAAACCCGACCCGACUCUCUUCUUUCUCAACUUCCUUCGUCUUCUCCAUCCUCCCUGAUAUAUCCACAAGUCCCGGCUUCGGCCUCUGCUUCGUCCUCUCCAAUUACACCUCUCCUCCAGGGGCUAUCUCCAGCCAAUACUUCGGUCUCUUCACUAAUGCCACCGUCCGAUUCAACGCUCCUCUCCUCGCCGUCGAAUUCGACACCGGUAGAAACUCUGAAGUCAACGACAUCGACGAUAACCACAUCGGAAUUGACCUUAACAACAUCGAAUCCACCACAUCAGUAACCGCUGGCUACUACGAUUCUGUUAAUGGAAGCUUCGUUCGCUUUAAUAUGCGUAACGGAAACAACGUUCGAGCUUGGAUCGAUUUCGAUGGCCCUAACUUCCAGAUCAACGUUUCCGUCGCUCCCGUCGGUGUCCUUCGACCUCGCCGGCCGACGCUUACUUUCCGUGAUCCGGUUAUCGCUAAUUAUGUCUCCGCUGAUAUGUAUGUCGGCUUCUCUGCUUCCAAAACCAAUUGGAAUGAAGCUCGAAGGAUUCUAGCUUGGAGCUUGAGUGAUACUGGAACUCUUCGAGAGAUCAACACAACCAAUUUACCUGUUUUCUUCCUGGAAAAUUCUUCGUCUUCUCUUUCAACUGGAGCAAUCACCGGGAUUGUUAUCGGUUGUGUUCUCUUCCUAGGUCUAAUUGGAUUCGGGGGUUAUUUGAUUUGGAGGAAACUAAUGAAAGAGGAAGAAGAAGAAGAGAUCGAGGAGUGGGAGUUAGAGUUUUGGCCUCACCGUUUCAGCUACGAAGAACUCGCUGCAGUUACGGAGGUUGUUUGUGGGAGGAGACCGAUAGAGUCCGCGGAGGAGGAAGAUAUGGUGCUUGUGGAUUGGGUUAGGGAUUUGUACGGCGGAGGAAGAGUGGUUGAUGCGGCGGACGAGAGAGUGAGGAGCGAGUGUGAGACGAUGGAGGAAGUUGAAUUGUUACUGAAGUUAGGUCUGGCUUGUUGUCACCCUGAUCCAGCUAAGCGGCCGAAUAUGAGAGAGAUCGUUUCACUUUUGCUUGGCUCACCACAAGAGGAUUUGUUGACGGGACUCACGCCGGCCGCCGCCGCAGACUCUACGGCUGCUCACGCAUGAGUUGUUUUUGUUUUCUUUACGUUGUUUUGUCUUGUGAGCAAUAGUAAAGUUGAGGACUGAUU